CCUCUCGCUCUCUCUGUAUAUAUUAUAUAAAGUUUGCUUAGCAUAAUCAUCUUCUUCCUCCUAGAGUUCCGGUCAACUUCUUCAUUACUUUAAUUCUCCGCCAUCUCUCUCCUUCUCCAUCACCGGACUUUCUUCCCUCUUUAAAAACUUCUCUCACAAUUCCACCACAAAUCCAAAUUCCAAACCAUUAAUGGCUGCAACUACUACUACUCCAUCGCAAUCCCGGAGGUUAAUUCUCCGUUGACGCCAUCUGAACAGCCGAAGCCCAACGAAUCUUUCUUCCAAAUUCUCUAACCAUUGAGAAAUCCAAGAAAAAACUUCUGUUUAAUCUCAUCAAAUCCAGAGAGAGAUUGAAACUAAACUAAUUAAAUGGCAGCGGCUCAGAUGGUAGCGGAUGACCUAGCGAGAUCGAUGAGCCGGCGGAGUUGGGCGUCGGCGAGUCAAAGAAGCUGGGCGACGGCAAGCAUCAGAGAAGUAUGGCAGGCACAACCGGACGUGUUCAGCCGGAGCGGGCGGCAGGAGGACGAAGAGGAACUGAAAUGGGCGGCGCUCGAGCGGCUUCCAACCUACGACCGCCUCCGGAAAGGGAUGCUGAAGCACGUGCUGGAUAACGGCCGCGUGGUUCACGAUGAAGUCGACGUUACGAAGAUCGGAAUGCAGGAGAAACAGCAAUUAAUGGAGAGUAUGCUCAAAAUCAUCGAAGAGGAUAACGAAAAGUUCUUGAGACGUCUCAGAGAUCGUACUGAUAGAGUGGGAAUUGAGAUGCCGAAGAUAGAAGUUCGAUACGAGCAUUUAUCGGUGGAAGGUGAAUUGCACGUCGGCAGCAGAGCACUUCCCACUUUGCUCAAUGUUUUUCUCAAUAUUGCUGAGAGUGUGCUUGGAUUGGUUCGGCUGGCCCCAUCUAAGAAGAGAAAAAUCGAGAUUCUCAAAGAUAUUAGUGGCAUUGUCAAGCCCUCCAGGAUGACUCUUCUUCUGGGUCCUCCAAGUUCUGGAAAAACAACAUUUCUCCGUGCACUUGCAGGAAAACUGGAGAACAACUUGAAGGAAACAGGGAGAAUCACGUAUUGUGGGCACGAGUUUAAGGAGUUUGUUCCUCAAAGGACUUCUGCAUACAUCAGCCAACACGAUCUUCACAACUGGGAAAUGACAGUACGAGAGACAUUUGAUUUCUCAGGAAGAUCCCAAGGCGUUGGAACCAGGUAUGAAAUGUUAGAAGAACUUUCCAGAAGAGAAAAAGAAGCUGGAAUCAAACCUGACCCUGAAAUUGAUGCCUUCAUGAAAGCCAUUUCGGUUUCUGGCCAAAGAACCAACUUGUUCACUGAUUAUGUUCUCAAGAUAUUGGGAUUGGAUAUUUGUGCUGAUAUUAUUGUUGGCAAUGAGAUGAGGAGGGGGAUUUCUGGGGGGCAGAGAAAGCGUGUAACUACCGGGGAGAUGUUGGUUGGACCAGCAAAAGCACUGUUUAUGGAUGAAAUAUCAACUGGGUUAGACAGCUCCACAACUUUUCAGAUAUGCAAAUUCAUGAAGCAAAUGGUUCACAUAAUGGAUGUAACGAUGAUUAUUUCUCUGCUACAGCCAGCUCCAGAAACCUUUGAGCUUUUUGAUAAUGUAAUUUUACUUUCAGAGGGUGAGGUUGUGUACCAAGGCCCACGUGACAACGUCCUCGAGUUCUUUGAAUUCAUGGGUUUCAAAUGUCCAGACAGGAAAGGAGUAGCUGACUUUCUGCAAGAAGUCACAUCCAAAAAGGAUCAAGAACAAUACUGGUUUAGAAAGAGCCAACCUUACAGAUACAUUUCUGUCCCUGAAUUUAUACAAGGAUUCAAAAAAUUUCAUAUUGGGCAACGUCUUAGCACAGAACUCAGUGUUCCGUUUGACAAAAGGAGUACUCAUCCUGCUGCAUUGGUCACCCAAAAGUAUGGCUUGUCCAAUUGGCAACUCUUCAAGGCUCUUUUUUCAAGGGAGUGGCUUUUGAUGAAGCGUAACUCAUUCAUCUAUAUAUUCAAGACAGUCCAGAUAACGAUCAUGUCUUUAAUUACAAUGACAGUGUUCUUCAGAACACAAAUGAACCCGGGCACUUUAGAAGGUGGUGGCAAGUUUCUUGGAGCCCUGUUCUUCAGCUUAAUUAAUAUGAUGUUUAAUGGAAUGGCAGAACUAGCCUUGACCAUUACCAGGCUGCCUGUCUUCUAUAAGCAGAGGGAUUCUUUGUUUUUUCCUGGUUGGGCUUUUGGGUUGCCCAUUUGGGUACUCAGAAUUCCUUUAUCAUUGAUGGAAUCAGGCAUUUGGAUUGCCCUUACUUACUACACAAUUGGGUUUGCUCCGGCUGCCAGCAGGUUUUUCCGGCAAUUCUUAGCAUACUUUGGAAUCCAUCAAAUGGCUCUGUCCCUCUUUCGAUUCAUUGCUGCAGCUGGAAGAGUACAAGUUAUUGCAAGUACUAUGGGAAGUUUUACUCUAUUGAUUGUCUUUGUGUUAGGUGGCUUCAUCAUUGCCAAAGGUGACAUAGAGCCAUGGAUGAUAUGGGGCUACUACAUUUCUCCUAUGAUGUAUGGACAAAAUGCAAUUGUCAUUAAUGAGUUCUUGGACGAUAGAUGGAAUAAGCCUUCUACAGAACCCUUAUUAAGAGGAACUACAGUUGGGAAGGUUAUCCUUGCUUCAAGAGACUUUUACAAUACUAAUAAAAUGUAUUGGAUUUGUGUUGGAGCACUAUUUGCGUUCUCUUUUCUUUUCAACAUACUGUUCAUCCUUGCAUUGACUUUCCUCAGUCCUUUGGGCGAUUCAAGAUCUGCCAUUGCUGAUGAGGCAAAUGAUAAGAAAAAUAAUCCAUAUUCUGCAUCCAGAGGUAUUCAAAUGCAACCUAUAAAGUCUUCAAAUGUAGCAAACAAUUCAAAUAGUACAGAAAAGAAAGGAAUGGUUUUGCCCUUUCAGCCGCUUUCCCUUGCAUUUAACCAUGUCAACUACUAUGUAGAUAUGCCUGCUGAAAUGAAGAGUCAAGGGAUUGAUGAAGAUCGUCUUCAAUUACUGCGAGAUGUCAGUGGAGCUUUCAAACCUGGUGUCUUGACAGCACUUGUAGGUGUAAGUGGGGCUGGAAAGACCACUCUAAUGGACGUUUUAGCAGGAAGAAAGACAGGAGGAUACAUUGAGGGAAGCAUCAAUAUAUCUGGUUACCCGAAGAAUCAAGAAACAUUUGCCCGAGUUUCUGGUUACUGUGAACAAAAUGACAUUCAUUCACCACAUCUUACUGUCUACGAAUCGGUGCUAUAUUCAGCAUGGCUCCGCCUCCCUUCCAGUGUCAACACAGAUACAAGAAAGAUGUUUGUCGAAGAAGUUAUGGACCUGGUGGAACUUAACCCUCUUAGAGAAGCUUUAGUUGGACUUCCUGGUAUAGAUGGUCUUUCAACAGAACAAAGGAAGAGGUUAACUAUAGCUGUAGAGCUGGUGGCCAAUCCAUCUAUCAUCUUCAUGGAUGAACCAACAUCUGGUCUUGAUGCUAGAGCUGCAGCCAUUGUUAUGCGCACAGUGAGAAACACAGUCGAUACUGGGAGAACUGUAGUCUGCACAAUUCACCAGCCCAGCAUAGAUAUUUUUGAAUCUUUUGAUGAGCUGUUCUUGAUGAAACGUGGUGGACAAGUCAUUUAUGCUGGAUCUCUUGGUCAUCAGUCUCACAGGCUCAUCGAAUAUUUUGAAAGUGUUCCGGGGGUUCCAAAGAUCAAAGAUGGCUACAAUCCUGCUACUUGGAUGCUUGAGGUCACAGCUUCAUCUGUUGAGAGUCAACUUGAUGUGGAUUUUGCAGACAUUUAUGCCAACUCUGCACUCUAUCAGAGAAAUCAAGAACUUAUUACAGAACUCAGUGUUCCACCUCCCGGAUCUCAAGACCUCCACUUCCCAACCAAGUAUUCCCAAUCAUUCAAUGUUCAGUUCAAAGCUUGUUUUUGGAAAUGGUAUCGAUCAUACUGGAGAAACCCUCGAUACAAUGCCGUGCGGUUCUUCAUGACAGUCAUUAUUGGACUUCUGUUUGGCCUUAUCUUUUGGAACAAAGGAGAAAAAACUGAUAAAGAACAAGAUCUGAGGAACUUCUUGGGUGCUAUGUAUGCUGCUAUUCUGUUUUUGGGAGCCAGUAAUGCAUCUGCAAUACAGCCAGUUGUUUCCAUAGAGAGAACAGUUUUCUACCGUGAAAGAGCUGCUGGCAUGUACUCUCCAUUGCCCUAUGCAUUUUCUCAGGUGUCCAUAGAAGUAAUCUACAAUGCAAUUCAAACAAUAAUUUACUCUCUUCUACUUUUCUCCAUGAUGGGGUUCCACUGGAAGGCAUCAAAUUUCCUGUGGUUCUACUACUUCAUUUUGAUGUGUUUUGUGUACUUCACAAUGUUUGGGAUGAUGAUCAUCGCAUUGACUCCAGGCCCCCAAAUAGCAGCCAUAGCCAUGUCCUUCUUCCUCAGCUUUUGGAACUUGUUCUCUGGAUUCAUGGUUCCAAGACCACAAAUCCCAAUAUGGUGGAGGUGGUAUUACUGGCUAUCUCCAAUUGCUUGGACAAUCAAUGGGUUAGUGACAUCUCAAGUAGGAAACAAAGGAGGUAAUCUUCAUGUAGCAGGGGGAGUGGAUAUCCCAGUCAAAACUUUCCUCAAAGAUACAUUUGGGUUUGAAUAUGAUUUUCUCCCAUACAUUGCUUUGGCUCACUUUGGUUGGGUCUUCCUCUACUUCUUUGUCUUUGCUUAUAGCAUGAAGUUCCUCAACUUCCAAAAGAGAUAAUUUUUCUUUUUCUCAUUACAGAACUGUCGACUAAUCUCAAAUCUCUAUUUGGGGAAGCCAAAUGAGUUGCUUCUCUAUUCUUUGUAUUAUUUUUUCCCCAACUUUCUGAGGGUUCUUUCAGUAUAAAGUAUAGUAUCCACACACUUGUAGUAGUAGAUUUUUUUUUCAAUUUAGAAAUAAUCAGUGUAUUGUUGUUUUAUAUAAUUUUUUUUUUUUUUUUUGAGUUGGAAAAGAUUGAUUGAUGAUUAUAUACCAUAUGUAUGGCACAAUCUUGUGCCAUGUGCGUGUUGUAUCUAAUAAGUUGUUAAACUUUUAAUUUUAUAAUAAAUU
Messenger RNA from Benincasa hispida (wax gourd), 5067 nucleotides. Its product is annotated as pleiotropic drug resistance protein 2-like. The record is from RefSeq and is a predicted model, not a curated record. Gene Ontology annotation, cellular component: membrane. NCBI's taxonomy places the organism in Eukaryota, Viridiplantae, Streptophyta, Magnoliopsida, Cucurbitales, Cucurbitaceae. Gene Ontology annotation, molecular function: ATP binding; ATP hydrolysis activity; ABC-type transporter activity.